Molecule: messenger RNA, 1761 nt
Organism: Empidonax traillii (willow flycatcher)
Lineage: Eukaryota; Metazoa; Chordata; Aves; Passeriformes; Tyrannidae
Gene: NOXA1
Product: NADPH oxidase activator 1
Exons: 15
Coding region: 1-1518 (505 amino acids)
Biological process (GO): superoxide anion generation
Molecular function (GO): protein binding; superoxide-generating NADPH oxidase activator activity
Source: RefSeq, a predicted model, not a curated record
AUGGCGUACCGGGAGCUGGUGCGGCGCUGGCACGAGGGGGUGCGGGCAGCAGACCGCGGGCACUGGGACGCGGCCCUGGAGAGCUUCGGCGCCAUCCCCGACCCUCCGGCGCGGAUCUGCUUCAACAUGGGCUGCGUGCAGCUGCUGGCCCGGCGGCCAGAGGCGGCUCUGAGGGCCUUCGACCAGACCGUGGCGAAGGACAAUUCCCUGGCCGUGGGCUACUUCCAGAGAGGGCUGGUCCACCUGCAGCUGGAAAUGUUUGAGGAUGCUCUCUCUGACUAUCACAUGGCCUUCCGUCACCUGAGACAGAACCCCUUCAUCGACUACAAGCAGCUGGGGCUGAGGCACAUCCUCUAUGCCUGGGAGGUGCUGUACAGCACUGCAGCAGUGCAGUGCCACCUGCAGCAGUGGCAGGAGGCCACGGUCACCCUCGAGAAGGCUGUCGUGUGGAGACCUGAGAGAAGAACAGCAGUCCUGGACCUGGCCCUCGAGCGGGUGCAGGACCACCUGCUUUUAGAGCCCAUGCAGGUUCCUCUUGGGGAACUUUUCAGACCACGGAAGAAGGAAGUUGAAGAGUUGGAUUCCAAAGAUUUCCUGGGUAAACCCAAGGUGAUCUCGUCCAUCAUUCCCAAUGAUGAGUACAUCGGCUUUGAGCCUCUCAGGCCUCAGAAACAGGGCUUUUAUGAACCCAGUGCUGAUGCUCUGCGGGACAGUGAGGCAGGAUACCACCGAGUCUUGUCCCAGUACUGCCCCGAGCAGGCGCAGGAGCCGGUGGUGAAGGGCGGCAGUUUGGUGUUCGUGCUGAGCAGGGGAGCAGAUGGCUGGGCCACAGCCAUCCACGAUGGACAGAAGCUGCACAUCCCAAGCUCUCUGCUGGAGCCUGUCUCAAGGAUGGAUAAAUGGAAGAUCAGCAGUGGGAUCCCCCUUCCUCCUGCCCAGGUGCCUCCCAACCGCCUGCAUGUGAAGCAGAAGCCAGAGCCUCCUGGGGGAGAAAAUGCCUUUGCCAGUGAUGCCAGUGCCCAGAUGGACUCCAAGGUCCCCGGGAGCCGCGGAGAGGCCCGGCCGGUGGUGCUGCGGGCGCGCUGCGAGUGCACUGUGGUGCUGCGGGCGGGCGAGCUGCCGGCCCUGCCCGGCCUGCGGGCGCUGCUGCGGGAGCGCUUCGGGCAGCAGGCACAGCGGGGCACUCUGAGCUACAGGCACCCGGAUGGCACUGAGCUGGGCACAGUCUCGGGAGAGGAGGAUCUGGGGAGGAUGUGGCAGCAGCUGACAGAUGGCAGGGUGACACUCUGCUGCCAGGACUCGGACUCCCACUCGGGCAGACCUGUCCUGUACCAGAUGCUGGCUCAACACUCUUACCUGGCACAGGGACCAGGAGACCUGGAGUUCAGCAAGGGAGAUGUGCUGGAUAUCGUCUCUGAAGUGAACGAGGACUGGCUGGAAGGAUGCUGCAAUGGCAAGACUGGCAUCUUCCCCAAGUGCUUUGCCACCCAGACCGGCUGUGGUGCUGCUUUCCUGUAGCAAACAGGAGCCUUUUCCUGCCCGACUGCACUCCCAGGAAUGGGAAACACCGAUCCCAGCUCACUCAGGCCCCGGCCAGCCCAGCCAGGAGCUCUGCUGAACCUGGACAGGGGAUAUCUCCUGCUCACAGAGCCCACGGGGGCAGUUCCAGCAGUCUGACAGCAUUUCCCACAGCCUGUCCCCAGACCUUGUGCUUACACUGCCAAAGAUGUGUCUGUGCAGAGCAGAGAGAGGGGUCUGGUA